Molecule: messenger RNA, 1209 nt
Organism: Naegleria lovaniensis
Lineage: Eukaryota; Heterolobosea; Eutetramitea; Acrasida; Naegleriidae
Exons: 1
Coding region: 1-1209 (402 amino acids)
Molecular function (GO): GTPase activity; ATP hydrolysis activity
Source: RefSeq, a predicted model, not a curated record
AUGCUCAACAAUCAUCACCACACUCACCAAUGCAGCCACGAAGGAUGCGGACAUCAUCAUGAGGAAUUUGAACAUGUAUCGGAUGAAGAAAUGCACGAUGAAGAAAAUAUUGAAGAGAACACACCAACAGUGGUGAAAGCCAAGCCUCAAGUGAAGCCUUCCACACUCGAAUUAAAGUCGGAAUUAGUCUCCAGAGAACCUCUCCCUUUACAACAACGCCCUAUUGCCUGUAUUGUGGUCGGAAUGGCCGGAUCGGGAAAAACAACUCUCAUGCAACGAAUUAACGCAUACGUUUAUGAAAAACAACAUCCAUCAUAUAUUAUUAAUUUGGAUCCUGCAGUAUUGGACGUACCUUAUGGUGCUAAUAUUGAUAUUAGAGAUACAGUCAAUUAUAAGGAAGUCAUGAAACAGUAUAAUCUAGGACCUAACGGAGGAAUUUUAACAUCUCUUAAUUUAUUUGCUACUCGUUUUGAUCAGGUGAUUGAUUUAAUUGAUAGAAAAUCGAGAACAGGUUUUGAUGCAGGAAUGUCUAUGACUUCCAACUCUUUAGAAAAGAAGAAAAAUCUUGAAUAUGUCUUCAUUGAUACUCCAGGACAAAUUGAAAUUUUCACUUGGUCGGCAAGUGGUCAAAUCAUUUCCGAAGGUUUAGCAUCGUCUUUUCCAACAUGUAUCAUUUACGUGAUAGAUACUAGCCGUAACACAAGCCCAAUUACGUUCAUGUCAAACAUGUUAUACGCAUGUAGCAUUCUUUACAAGACUCGUUUACCAUUCUUGAUUGUUUUCAACAAGAUUGACGUUGUGAGACAUGAAUUUGUAAAGGAAUGGAUGAAAGAUUAUGAGGCUUUCCAAGACGCUCUUUCGAAGGACGAGAGUUACAGUAGCUCUUUGGCUCAUUCCAUGUCUCUUGUCUUGGAUGAAUUUUAUGAAAAUAUUGAUACUGUUGGUGUAAGUGCCAUGACUGGAGAAGGAAUGGAUGAAUUCUUCAAAAUUAUUAAUGAAAAAUCCAAAGAAUAUGAAGAAACAUACUAUCAAGAUUUAUUGGAACAGGAGAAACUCAAACAAGCUGAAAAACUCAAGCAACAAGAGGAAGAUAUGCGUCGUCUCGAACAAGACUUUAAACGAUUCAAUACUGCUUCCAAAAAAGCCCCAACAGAGGAUGAGCAAUUGCAAGAUUUUCUACAAAACCUUAAAGAAGAGCAACACAAGUAA